Molecule: messenger RNA, 1751 nt
Organism: Microcebus murinus (gray mouse lemur)
Lineage: Eukaryota; Metazoa; Chordata; Mammalia; Primates; Cheirogaleidae
Gene: CLU
Product: clusterin
Biological process (GO): regulation of apoptotic process; positive regulation of proteasomal ubiquitin-dependent protein catabolic process
Cellular component (GO): nucleus
Molecular function (GO): misfolded protein binding
Source: RefSeq, a predicted model, not a curated record
CGGCAUUCUUUGGGCGUGAGUCACGCAGGUUUGCAGCCAGCCCCAAAGUGGGUGUGCGCGAGCCCAGCGCUAUAAAUACGGCGCCUCGCCGUGUCUCCACGCGGCGUCGCCAGGAGCAGCGCGGGCGCCGGGUGCUGCAAGCGAGGCGAGCUGGGCUUCCAGAAUUGCAGAGGGAGGCGCGAUGAAGACUCUGCUGCUGUUUGUGGGGCUGCUGAUGGCCUGGGAGAGGGGGCAGGUCCUGGGAGACCAGGGAGACCAGGUGGUGUCCAGCAAGGAGCUCCAGGAAAUGUCCAACCAGGGGAGUAAGUACAUUAAUAAGGAAAUUCAAAAUGCUGUCAACGGGGUGAAAGAGAUAAAGUCCCUAAUAGUAAAAACCAACGAAGAGCGCAAGUCACUGCUGCACGUCCUAGAGCAGGCCAAGAAGCAGAAAGAGGAUGCCCUAAAUGAGACCAGGGACUCGGAAACGAGGCUGAAGGCGUUAUCGGGAGUGUGCAACGAGACCAUGAUGGCCCUCUGGGAAGAGUGCAAGCCCUGCCUGAAGCAGACCUGCAUGAAGUUCUACGCGCGCGUCUGCAGAAGCGGCUCGGGCGUGGUUGGCCACCAGCUCGAGGAGUUCCUGAACCAGAGCUCGCCCUUCUACUUCUGGAUGAACGGCGACCGCGUGGACUCGCUGCUGGAGAGCGACCGGCAGCAGAGCCACAUGCUGGACAUCAUGCAGGACCACUUCGGCCAGGCGUCCAGCAUCAUAGACGAGCUCUUCCGGGACAAGUUCUUCACGCGCGAGUACCCGGGCAUCUCCCACUACCAGCCCUUUGACCUGCUGCACCGGAGGCCGCACAUCUUGUUCCCCAAGUCCCGCUUCGCCCGCAGCCUCCUGCCGUACGCCCCGUUCGAGCCCCUCAACUUCCAGGACAUGUUCCAGCCCUUCUUUGACAUGAUCCGCCAGGCCCAGCAGGCCAUGGAAAUCGACCUCCACAGCCCCGCCUUCCGGCCCCCGCAGAUGGACUUCAUAGCAGAAGGCGACGAGGACAACCGUGCCGUGUGCCGAGAAAUCCGCCACAACUCCACGGGCUGCCUGAAGAUGAAGGACCAGUGUGAGAAGUGCCAGGAGAUCUUGUCCGUGGACUGUUCGGCCAACAGCCCCUCUCAGGAGCAGCUGCGGCAGGAGCUCAACGACUCCCUGCGGAUCGCCGAGCAGUUGACCAAGAAGUACAACGACCUGCUUCAGUCCUACCAGUGGAAGAUGCUGAACACCUCCUCCCUGCUGGACCGGCUGAACGAGCAGUUCAACUGGGUGUCCCGCCUGGCUAACCUCACCCAGGGCGAGGACCAGUACUACCUGCAGGUCAUGACGGUGACGUCCCGAGCUCCUGACUCGGAGGCUCCCUCUGGUGCCACUGGGGUGUCUGUGAGGCUCUUUGGCUCGGACCCCAUGACUGUGUGGGUCUCAGAAGAAGUCUCUAGGAACAACCCUAAAUUUAUAGAGACGGUGGCAGAGAAGGCGCUGCAGGAAUACCGCAGAAAGUACCGAGAGGAGUGAGAUGCGGGCGAUGCUCUUCCACGCACGGGGCGCCUGAGGCCAGCUCCCCCAGAUGAGCCAGCGCCCCCGCCCAGAGAGAGCGCCGCGUGCCAAGUGACCAGGCCCACCCAGCCCCGUCCCCUCUGGAUCCCGCAUCUAACACCUGCCUCUGCCGCGGGGGGGAGAGCUGCCCCACAUGCGACUAAUUCAAUAAAUCUGCUUUGUGAUCCGA